Colletotrichum spaethianum is the source of this 2190-nucleotide messenger RNA. Its product is annotated as septin spn2. Lineage: Eukaryota; Fungi; Ascomycota; Sordariomycetes; Glomerellales; Glomerellaceae. The coding region runs from base 1 to 2190 and encodes 729 amino acids. Gene Ontology annotation, molecular function: phospholipid binding. Gene Ontology annotation, cellular component: plasma membrane; cell division site; cytoplasm. The transcript has 4 exons. The record is from RefSeq and is a predicted model, not a curated record. Gene Ontology annotation, biological process: cytoskeleton organization.
AUGGAGGGGCCCUCCGUGGCUUUAUCUUUCGCAAACAACUUUUGGGGAAAGGAAGAUGCCGGUGUUGGCCCCCUCCUCGACCGUAUGCUCGCUGCUAAGCAGACAUGCGAUGAGCUGAAGGCCUUCUACAGUGCUCGAGCCACGAUUGAAGACGAAUAUGCCCGAAAGCUACUCUCGUUAUGCCGCAAAUCCCUAGGGUCCCACGAGACGGGGAGCUUGAAAACGUCACUAGACACCGUCCGAGGCGAAGUUGAGUCAAUGGCAAAGCAACAUCAAAGCAUUGCAGCGCAGAUGAAGACGGAGCUAGAGGAACCACUUGCUGCAUUCGCUGGCGGCAUGAAGGAAAGAAGGAAGAUCGUACAGAACGGUAUUGAGAAGAUUCUCAAGACGAAGAUUCAACAGACACAGCACGUAAACAAGACUCGAGAUCGGUUCGAGCAAGAGUGCCUCAAGAUCAAAGGCUACCUCGCCCAGGGUCACAUGGUCAUGGGCCAGGAGGAGCGCAAAAACAAAGCCAAGCUAGAGAAAACACAGAUCAGUGUCGCAACCUCCAAUACAGAGUACGAAAACGCGGUGAAAGCUCUCGAAGACACAACCGCAAGAUGGAAUCGAGAGUGGAAGGCUGCGGCCGAUAAGUUUCAGGACUUGGAAGAGGAGCGUCUUGACUUUACCAAAAGCAGCCUUUGGACUUUUGCCAACAUAUCUUCCACAGUCUGCGUCAGCGACGAUGCUUCCUGUGAAAAAAUUCGAUUAUCGCUCGAGAAGAUGGAUGUCGAGACGGAUAUUGUUAGCUUCAUCAAGGAGCAAGGUACCGGUCAGGAGAUCCCAGAUCCGCCGAAGUACAUCAACUUCUGUCGGGGAGACAUCAACGAUGCGCAAUCAGAAUCGUCUGAUGACGACAACUACUCGGUCGCACAAUUUCCCAGGAGUAUCAAUCCAGCGUUCCGGUCAUCUUCUCCCCAACCCUCGACUUAUGAAUCACACCAUGACCCAAACUCAAGCCUUGCCCAGGAUCUUGGACACAAAGAACCAGGCCCGGUAGCUUCAAAAAGCGCUACUGUCCCUGAUAUGGUGCGCAAAGAUGCGAGCCCAUCGACAUCCAGGCACCCAGCUCCAGACACAGCGCGAACGGAUGCCAGUCCCUCCUUCAGAAGCUUUGCACCAGAAUUAGGCCACAGGGACGCAAGCCCUUCUUCGAAAAGCUAUCUCCAGGAGGCGGGCCGUAGGGAGAUUGUUCCAGCCACUGCUCGUGAAGUACCACUGACAACCCAGAGGAUGCCACCAGCAAUGGACAAGCCGCGCCAGGCAGGUCCGAUUACCCAUCAGCACAGCCAACAGCAACAGCAACAACAACAACAACAACAGAGCCGGCCACCUCUCGACGUGAGCCAGCAUAGCUCGUUUGCCGCAGUCCCCCACGACCCUUAUCCUCUCGACGGCAUGACGAUGCUGUGCCGCACCGGGCCCCCAUCCGAACGUAGCUCACAUCCCCCUUCAGCCAGGCCGUCGAGCCGUGAUUCUCAAAGCGACUACUCGAACCCCACUUCGCUCUCGAGCCAAGAGCCGCCGAGUGGCAAAGUAUCUCCCAUCAAGCAAGAGCAAGGCAACGCGCCACCGCUAGCGUCAGACAAGCAGGUUCUCAAGAAGAGAAGCGGCUUCUUCCAGAAUCAUAGCCCCUUCCGCCGCAAGAGCAUGAAAGACCCUCAGGGCCCUCCAGCGAACAGGAACACUUGGCAUCCCGUAUCCGCCCAAGGAAGCCCCUCCCGGAGAUCACAGUUGCCAACGCAACAACCAUCACAUUUGCUCGGGGAGAGAUCGACCGUUAGCCCGGAGCCAAUUGAUGCGAACGCCAGUCUUGCGCUGAAUGUUGGGCAGAACGUCUUCUCGGUCACGACCCCGGAUCUGGAAAAGAGAAAAGGCUCAAAUGCACAACCCUCUCAGAUUGAGAUGGAUCCAAUCGCCUUGGCCCUCGCCGAGCUCAAGGGCGUUGGUGUCGGUAAACAAUCGAGCGUGCGAGUCUCGGCAGACCGUUACCACGGCAUCGCUACUCCAACGCCUGGUCAGCAGCCAUUUUCUAGGUCGGUCCCAUCAGCUGCAAGCAACGGCGCUGUGACUGCAGGUCUUCGAGGAACACCGCCUCCUUACGAUCAGCAAGUUGUUCAAAGACUCGGGGUGCCCCUCAGGCAGUAA